AUGGAGACACCCCUUCCCUUUGGGUGGAAGCCUCUCAACAUCGACCGUUACGAUGACACUACUGACCUAGAUGAGCACAUCGACCUAUACGUCACACAGGUAAAUUUGUACACUAACGAGGAUGCUAUUAUGUGUAGGGUUUUUCCGACCUCACUCAAGGGGGCAGCACUCGCUUGGUACACUCAGUUGCCGCCAUGGUUGGUCGAUAGCUUUGACACUCUAGUAAGGCGAUUCACGGUGCAGUAUGCAACAAGUCAACCUCAUCACAUCACAUCCGCCGCCCUGGCCAGCCUCAGGCAAGGCGAUGAUGAGCCACUAAGGACGUUCAUGGAACGCUUUGCUAGCAUCUCGGUCAAAAUCCAAAACCUAAACCUCGAGGUCGCCCUACACGCCAUGCUCAUGGCACUCAAACUAGGACCCUUCGUUGACAGCCUGUGUCGGCGACCUCCACCAGACAUGGACGAACUCCGUGCCCAAGCUACAGGGUAUAUUCAUAUUGAAGAGCACUCUACUUUCUGCGACCAAGUUCGUGGAAAAUCUCAGGCGAAGCCAGACCACGGCUACAAAGACAAGAUGAAGGUCACCAAUGACAGCCAAUUCAAGAAGGCUUCUAGGGAAAACAAAGGAGGGAGGUAUGACUUCUACACCCUCUUGAAUGCGCCCCGAGUACACAUCCUGGAAGAGGCCAGCAAUGCCAACCUGCUCACUCUGCCACCACCCGGACACAGUCCCAACAGUGCGGACAAAUCCAAGCAUUGCUGA
Cajanus cajan (pigeon pea) is the source of this 762-nucleotide messenger RNA. Lineage: Eukaryota; Viridiplantae; Streptophyta; Magnoliopsida; Fabales; Fabaceae. The record is from RefSeq and is a predicted model, not a curated record.